This is a messenger RNA of Heterostelium album PN500, 519 nucleotides long. It is a transcript of the gene cypE, whose product is annotated as cyclophilin E. Gene Ontology annotation, cellular component: catalytic step 2 spliceosome. The coding region runs from base 1 to 519 and encodes 172 amino acids. Gene Ontology annotation, biological process: protein peptidyl-prolyl isomerization. Lineage: Eukaryota; Evosea; Eumycetozoa; Acytosteliales; Acytosteliaceae. Gene Ontology annotation, molecular function: peptidyl-prolyl cis-trans isomerase activity. The record is from RefSeq and is a predicted model, not a curated record. The transcript is spliced from 4 exons.
AUGACAGAUAAAGGAUCGGUUGUAUUAGAAACAACAAUGGGUAACAUUACCCUUGAGCUCUAUUGGAACCAUACACCUAAAACAUCUAAAAAUAUAUAUGAACUUGCAUCAAAAGGUUAUUACAACAACACUAUUUUUCACAGAUUAAUUAAAUAUUAUAUUAAUAAAUAUUUAAACACAUUUACGAACUAUAUAAAGGAUUUUAUGAUACAGGGAGGUGAUCCUACUGGUACAGGUAGAGGUGGAUCAAGUAUAUAUGGGGAAAAGUUUGCAGAUGAAAUAACGAAAGAGCUUAAACAUACAGGUGCUGGUAUUCUAUCGAUGGCAAACAGUGGACCAAAUACAAAUGGCAGUCAGUUUUUCAUUACUUUUGCACCUACACCUUGGUUAGAUGGUAAACAUACUAUUUUCGGUCGUGUUUCCAGUGGAAUGAAUGUUGUACAAAAGAUGAACGUAAUGCCAACAUCAAAUGAUAAACCACUAGAGGAAAUAAGAAUCAUUAAAGCAUAUACUAUUUAA